UCUGUGCUCCGAUCUCUCGAUUUAGCUGCAAGUCCCAAAUCAUUGGUGUCUUAUCAAAGUGAUUAUUUUGAUGAAGAGAGAAGUAAUAAUGAUAAAUCUAAAGAAGGUGAAAAGUCAGUCGAGAGAACUGUCAAUAUGGAUGCUCUAAAAUCUAAGUUUUUUUAAACAGCGCGCCAAUUGUUGAUGCUAAGGAAGGAAUUGAUAAGACACAUCGAUCCUUCAAUGAAAGAUGUUACAUUUAAUGCAAAGUAUGACGAACUCUUUUCUGCUUCGAUUGGACCACAAAAUCCAUUUAAAACGAAGCAGCAAAGAGCACAUAAAAAUAUGUUGUCUGGCUAUGUUGAGCCAGCUCAUAUCAGUAAAUUUCAAUUUGAUAAUCAACUAAAAACAUUCUCAAGUUACGGUUAUGCAUUAGAUCUAAGUGAUGACACAGCUCACAUUGAAGAGAAGUUAGUUACAAUAUAUGUAUAUAAUAUUGUUACAAUGUGCUUAUAGCAUAACUAUGAUAUAGCAUACAUCUUCAACCAUAGUCAUGUUAGUGCAAGAACACACAUCUCUCCAAAAUUUUAUGUGUUUUACAUUGUGGAGAUGAUUUAUUGUAGUGUAGAUUGAUACUAAAACCCAAUACAAAUCAACUUUUUCAUCGUUUAUUAGUUUCCAGACUAACUUUUUAUACAUAAUUCACAAUAUGUAGAGGGUAUUAAACAUUCCUACAUCAAA
Messenger RNA from Xenia sp. Carnegie-2017, 720 nucleotides. Its product is annotated as pre-mRNA-processing factor 17-like. Gene Ontology annotation, biological process: mRNA splicing, via spliceosome. NCBI's taxonomy places the organism in Eukaryota, Metazoa, Cnidaria, Anthozoa, Malacalcyonacea, Xeniidae. The coding region runs from base 184 to 495 and encodes 103 amino acids. Gene Ontology annotation, molecular function: mRNA binding. The transcript is spliced from 4 exons. Gene Ontology annotation, cellular component: catalytic step 2 spliceosome. The record is from RefSeq and is a predicted model, not a curated record.